Molecule: messenger RNA, 3272 nt
Organism: Sarcophilus harrisii (Tasmanian devil)
Lineage: Eukaryota; Metazoa; Chordata; Mammalia; Dasyuromorphia; Dasyuridae
Gene: GMEB1
Product: glucocorticoid modulatory element binding protein 1
Exons: 10
Coding region: 98-1819 (573 amino acids)
Biological process (GO): positive regulation of transcription by RNA polymerase II
Cellular component (GO): nucleus
Molecular function (GO): RNA polymerase II cis-regulatory region sequence-specific DNA binding; DNA-binding transcription activator activity, RNA polymerase II-specific
Source: RefSeq, a predicted model, not a curated record
CGGCGGUUUCUGCGCAUGCUCCGUCGGCCUCCCGAACUCGCCGCCCGCCGCCCGCCCGCCGGAGACGAGUUCUCAGCCUCCCGACUUCAUGUGAAAGAUGGCCAAUGCGGAAGUGAGUGUCCCUGUGGGGGAUGUAGUUGUGGUGCCGACCGAAGGGAACCAGGGGGAGAACCCUGAAGACACCAAAACCCAGGUGAUCUUGCAGUUACAGCCUGUGCAGCAAGGUUUGUUUAUCGAUGGACACUUUUACAACAGGAUUUAUGAAGCGGGGUCGGAGAACAAUGCAGCGGUUGUAGCCGUAGAAACCCACACAAUACACAAAAUUGAAGAAGGGAUUGACGCUAGCGCCAUCGAAGCCAACGAAGACAUGGAAAUUGCUUAUCCUAUCACCUGUGGGGAAAGCAAAGCCAUCCUCCUCUGGAAGAAGUUUGUAUGUCCGGGAAUUAACGUAAAGUGUGUCAAGUUCAAUGAUCAAUUGAUCAGCCCCAAACAUUUUGUUCAUCUGGCUGGCAAGUCCACCCUGAAGGACUGGAAGAGAGCCAUUCGUCUGGGUGGGAUCAUGCUGAGGAAAAUGAUGGACUCUGGGCAGAUAGACUUUUACCAACAUGACAAGGUUUGCUCCAAUACCUGCAGAAGCACCAAAUUUGACCUCCUGAUCAGCAGUGCCCGCGCGCCCGUGCCAGGGCAGCAGACAGGCGUGGUGCAGACGCCCGCUUCGGCUGAUGGCGGAGUCACACAGAUCGCCAUUUCAGAGGAGAACAUGGAUGAGGCAGGACUGGAGUGGAACUCGGCUCUCACCGCAGCCGUCACCAUGGCCACGGAGGAAGGGCUGAAGAAGGACCCCGAGGAAAUUUCAGAGGACACCCUGAUGUUCUGGAAGGGCAUAGCUGAUGUGGGGCUCAUGGAGGAGGUGGUCUGCAACAUUCAGAAGGAGAUUGAGGAGCUGCUCAAGGGUGUUCAGCAGAGGCUCCUUCAGGCCCCCUUUCAGAUUACAGAUGCCGCUGUCCUCAACAAUGUAGCCCACACCUUUGGCCUUAUGGACACAGUCAAGAGGGUUUUGGACAACAGGAGGAGCCAGACAGAGCAAGGAGAAGAACACUUUCUCUACACUCUGACAGACCUGGAACGCCAGUUGGAGGAGCAGAAGAAACAGGCCCAGGAGCACAGACUGAAGGCGCAGACUGUGCAGAACGUGGUCCUGAUGCCCAUGAACAACCCCAAGCCACCCAAGAGGCCCCGCCUCCAGCGCCCCGCCUCCACCACCGUCCUGAGCCCCUCGCCCCCUGUCCAGCAGCCUCAGUUCACCGUCAUCUCGCCCAUCGCCAUAGCUCCCGUGGGCCAGUCCUUCUCCAUGGGCAACCUCCCCAUGGCCACCCUCAGCCAGGGCUCCAGCCCCGUGACUGUGCACACGCUGCCUUCCGGCUCCCAGCUCUUCCGCUACGCCACCGUCGUCUCCUCCGCCAAGACUAGCUCCCCCGAUGCAGUGACCAUUCACCCCUCCUCCAGCCUGGCGCUGCUAAGCUCGGCCGCCAUGCAGGACGGGGGUGCCCUGGGCAACAUGGCCACGGUGGUGAGCCCCGUGGAGCUGGUGGCCAUGGAGUCCGGCCUGACCUCGGCCAUCCAGGCCGUGGAGAGCACUUCAGAGGACGGGCAGACCAUCAUCGAGAUUGACCCGGCCCCUGACCCGGAGGCCGAGGAGCCCGAGGGCAAGGCCCUCAUCCUGGAGACUGAGCUGAGGACUGAGGAGAAGGUGGUGGCGGAGAUCGAGGAGCACCAGCACCAAGUGCACAAUGUGGAGAUUGUGGUCCUGGAGGAUUAACUGGGGGCCGGGGGCCAGGAGACUCAUUCUUUGUUUGGGAUUUUAAUGGUUUGUUCAUUUUUACCACUGUCCUGCUCAUUUCCACAUAGGAUUCUUUUUUGUUUUGUUUUGUUUUUCCAAUUUAAAAAAAAAAGGAAGAAAAAUCUCAGUAAUGUGACUGAACGUGCUGGUCCCCUGUCUCCCCCCUCCCCCGCCAGGUAAGGUGGACAAAAUCGAUUGCCCUUCUUGAGGGAAGGGAGGAGACCGCUCUGCGGCCCGCCUUGCUGCCGCCUAGAGAGUUUUCAUUUAGACGCGCCGGCCAGCAGGGUGACCAGGACCCCCGUCCAGGAGGCACUGCCCAGGCUGCUCUGUGGGAGUGUUUGUGCCGCCCAGAAUGGGGCCUUUGCUCCUGGGGGGAAGAGUGGGCCCCUGAGGGCCAAGGGAAGGCUGGCAGAGGAAGACGGGGUGGGCAUCCUUCAACAAGGAUGCGGGAAGGAAGGGCCCUUGCUCCCCAGGCUCCCAGAGGGCCACAGCCUGUGGGAAGGGCUUUGGUGGGGAGAGCGGACACAGGGCUUUUUCAAGGCAGUGUGGUCCCCAGGUAGAUCCUCCCCACUGCCCCUGGCUGGAGGCUUUGGAGCCUCCAGGGAAGAAGUCCCAAUCGUCAGACUCUGGUCCUCCCUCCCUUCCCCGCUCUGCAGAGCUCUCCUCCCUAUGGUGCUGGUUGAUCUGGGGAUGAUUUCACCCUUUCCCUUGUGAGCCCGUGCUCUGAAGCCAUCAUUUCUUCUCAUUGUGUAACUCCAGGAGCAAGAGAAUUCUCCAGAUCAGCUGCUGCUCUGACUUGGAAGCGUUCCCCCCCUUUUUUUUGGCUUUGGAAUCUAAAACAGCCACUCAGUUCUUGGUGCUUCCUCUGAUCCUUAUCACCAUCCCUAAACCCCAGGUGGCCGUCUGCUGGAAACCUUUCCAGGCUUCGGAUAAGAACUGCAGGACCCCCCGCCCUGUUUGCCCCUUCCACCAUAUCCCCUCAUUAUUUCGUUUACUUUGGAUGCUGCUGUUGCUGCAAGAUACUGAGCUGGUAGCAGCCUUGGGUCUGGGCAGAAACUGAUGCUGUAACCCGGCCCUUUUGGUGGGCACCAAGCCGCUGUCUCCUCCUGCGAGAGCUGGACUCCCCAGGAAAGAAGCAUUGUCUGUGACAUAUAAUAGGAAAUGUACCGGGAAUGUCAAUAAUAAUGUGUCUGGGGGUUUUGUUCGGUUUCCCUUUUUUCUCUCUAAGGGGUUUAGAACAUGGGGCAACUCUUGUCUCUUUUCCCUUUUGGCUUCCUCUUGCCUUUAGAUUUGGGGAGGGGCAGAAGGCAUAAGGAAGCUGGUUGGUGUUGGGGUGCAGGAGAUGUAGGGGACCUGCUGGAUUCCAGACCGAGAGGAGCCCCCCACACUUGCCAGAGGGAAGAAGGCAGGAUUGGGGGAAUGGGAUAUAUUU